Messenger RNA from Microthlaspi erraticum, 1302 nucleotides. Lineage: Eukaryota; Viridiplantae; Streptophyta; Magnoliopsida; Brassicales; Brassicaceae. The record is from the annotation of a GenBank genome assembly.
AUGUGGAAUGUGGAACCUCAAAAGUCAAAACACUUGACAUACCCGCGUGGCGAACAGAAUCACAACAAAAGAGACGAAGAAAGAGAGGAAAGAGAGGAGACGAAGAAAGAGAGAGAGACGAUAAGGUUCCUCGGAGGCUACAAGACCGCUUCCGUCACCUGCGUCGUCGUUGCCAUCAGUAUCUACGUCGCUUUCAGCUUCACCAAAUCUCCAGUGAAUCGUACCGACGCAGAAGACUACAUGAAGAGGAGCAUGUAUUCCGCGAUGCCAGAAGACGAAGAGAGCGAGCUACCUUACUCGCGACUGGAGUUCGGCUACUACCACGCGUCUUGCCCAUUGGCAGAGAGAUUGAUUCGCAAUUCUGUAAAGAAAGUGUACAAGUCGAGACCAGCCAUAGCUCCGUCUCUCAUCCGGCUCCUCUUUCACAACUGCUUUAUCGAGGGAUGUGAUGCCUCAGUCCUUCUAGACGCAGAUGAAUCUCAGACUUCUGAGAAAGAAGCCGCUCCGAACCUCACUUUGAGAGGAUUUGAGGUGAUCGACGCCAUCAAGUCUGACCUAGAAAAUAUUUGUCCUGGAAUUGUUUCUUGCUCUGACAUUCUUGCUGUGGCCACUAAAGAAGCCGUCGAACUGUCAUGUCAUGGAACUCUCAGGCUGGUGGUCCAAGUUAUAACCUACAAACUGGAAGGAGAGAUAGCCCUAGUGGCCUUCAAGAAUAUUGCAGAACAGGAGCUUCCGUCGCCACGAGCUAGUCUAUCGGUAAUUCUUGCAAGGUUUGCAUCUAGAGGAUUUAACCAGCAAGAAACCGUCAGCUUAUUGGGAGCACAUAGCGUAGGCAUUACCCACUGCACGUUCUUUGAUGACCGCAUCUACAACUUCUCAGGAACCGGCAAGCCUGACCCUGAACUCAAUCCAGACUUACUCAAGGGACUGAGAAGGAAAUGUCCCUUCUCAGGUUCAUCUUCAUCACCAUCUGUACCUGAAGAAGAUGAUCUCAUCGACUGUAGGAGCAGCUCGGAAAACACUAAAGAGAGAACAGUCGAUCUGAGUUUUGGGAAUGAAGGAGGUAGGCUUAAGUUUGGAACACGUUAUUUUAAAAGACUUUUGGAGAACAAAGUCCACAUGUUUUCUGACCAGCAGCUAAUGAGCAAGGAAGAGACUGCCAAGUGGGUUAGAAAAUAUGCUUCUAACCCACUGGAGUUCCACCGUGACUUUGCAAUGGCGAUGGUGAAGCUCUCCACUUACCACGUGUUGACUGAUCCACUUGGUCAAAUAAGAUCUAAUUGCUCACUAAUUCUGCCUUAA